GCCGGCUUUGCUCUCUGCGCUCACUCCUAGCGGUGCUGACUGGUUUCCAUGCGCUCGUUGCCCCACCGUGCCUCCAUCACGGGCAUGACACCUACUCUCGUUUUGCACUCCGCAGCACUUCAACCCGCCGCUGGCUGAAUGCCAUUCCAUCGUUAACACCACCAGCACCCAGCAAACCACCAUGGCGGACCCCGCGCCACCGUCUGUGAGCUCAAUCAAAUCGCGCAUUGCCGCAUUGAAUCUCGAGGAGGUUCACACCCCAUCACCGGGCCUUCGACCAGCGUACACGUACGAGCACGCUACCACGGGAAAGAAAAAACCUCCACCACCCCCACCACCGGCUCAGCGGCCUGCGGCACAGCGUCGCGGGGAGACUGCCAACAACCCUCCCCUCGUAAACAAUGUGACUACAUCGAGUGGCCAACGGGGCAACGAGCCAGUCCAACCGUCCGCAGAAACACCGAAGAUAUCGCCUGCCCUUCCGCCUCGACUUCCUCCCCGCCCAAGUCCAAAGACGGCCCCGAGCCUGCCGCCUCGCAAGUCCUCCGAGCAGAGUAUCAAGAGACGGGAGUCCAAUGAAUCUAUAUCUACGAUAACGUCGAUCGGGUCUGCGAGGACAAGUCUGAGUGCCACAUCCACUGGCGGGACGAAGUAUCACAUCCGAGCACCUGCCUACGAUCCUGCAAAACUGCCUCCUCUGCCUGCGAAGAAGAACACGGAAGAAGAGAAAGGGAGCGCAACGUUGAGGGCGAUGAAGUCGAAAACCAGUGUAGUGGCUGAUAGGAGUCUACCCCCGCAGCUACCUGCGCGGCCCCCACUCCCUGCGAGAAGGGAGUCACAGGCCCAGGAACCAACGCAGAGCCAGCAAAGACGUAUCGUGGCUCCACCACUACCUCGUUCGGCACUGUCGUUUGCGCUUAACAAAAGUACGGAAGUGCCUCCGCCUCUUCCUGCUAACCGGCCCUCUCCUACCCCUGAUCCACAGCCAGGCGCACCUCCUCCUAUUCCCUUGGGAUCGCGCCCAAAUCUACAGGCUAUAAUGGCAUCUAAACCGAAACCUGGAGCAACCCCAAGCUCAUGCCUAUGGUGCCGCGACUUUUCAGCGCCGGACGCUCACGCAGCACAAUAUCCACGAGAACAGCUUCCAGGUGCAGACGUAGCAUGGCUUGCGACACAAUUGACGAGCCCCUUCCCAUCCGCCACCGACAAGGCGCGCGCCAUCUUCACCUGGCUACACCACAACAUCGACUACGACGUCCACUCGUACUACAGCGGCAACUGCACGCGCUCCACGCCCGAAAACACCAUGACGAGCGGCCUCGCCGUCUGCGAAGGCUACGCCGGCCUCUUCGCCGCCCUAGCGCUCAAAUCCGGCCUCGAAGCCGUCGUCGUCGGGGGCCACGGUAAAGGCGUCGGCUACAAGCCGCUCAAACCGGGCGAACCCCUACCGGAAUUCAAACCGAGCGGCCACGCAUGGAACGCCGUGCGCAUCGACAACGGCGAGUGGAAGCUGCUCGAUGCGUGCUGGGGCGCUGGCAGCGUGUGCGGGACCUACAAGCGAGACUUCAAGGCGUACUGGUUCGAGAUGGACAACAAUGAGUUUGGGUUCAGCCAUUUCCCGGAGAAUCCGAAUUAUUUCUUCCGGACGGAUGGGCGGGCGGCGUAUUCGUGGGAGGAGUACUGGGGCGAAGGGGAGAGGUUGACCGUGUACGGGCCUGCGACGCCGAAUCAUGGUAUCUCCGCGAGGUCUUUCCAGCCACCAGGGAAGUAUAUCCGCAUCCAUGAUCAGGCUGCGGGACCGGUGGUAAGGUUCCAGUUUUCGAGCGUGUGUCCGCAUUGGGAUGGUGAGAGACAUGGGAAAGGGAAGCCGUAUGUCAUGAUUUUGCACGUUGGUGGACGGGACGGGAGAAACACGGAUUACGUUCCUUUUCAGACGGAUGGGAGGGUCUGGUGGGUCGAUGUCCAGCGGACGGAGCUGGGGGCUGCUGGGCAGAAGGUUAGUGUUUUUGCGGUUACGACGGUCGAGGGCAGGGAUGCGAGGGGGUUGGGGUAUGAGGGGUAUUUGAGCAAGAAGGGAAGGUGUGCGAUGGGGUUUGAGGGCGUGGCCAUGUGGGAGCUUGUUGUAUAGGGUCUGGAAGAUGAGGGACUUGGAUUUGGAUUUGGAUUUGGGAUGGGAAUGAGGACGCGCAUGUAAUUACGAUGGAUACCCGGGACUUGGAUGGUUGCAUUUUUUUCUCCUUCUCAAUGAUAGCAAUGGUGUCUACUCGUUUCCGCUGAAUUGGGGAGAGUAUUCUUUGGUAGCCCGAUGCUCGA
Westerdykella ornata is the source of this 2313-nucleotide messenger RNA. RefSeq lists its product as uncharacterized. The transcript has a single exon. The coding region runs from base 182 to 2128 and encodes 648 amino acids. NCBI's taxonomy places the organism in Eukaryota, Fungi, Ascomycota, Dothideomycetes, Pleosporales, Sporormiaceae. The record is from RefSeq and is a predicted model, not a curated record.